CACAGUAACUACACCUCUUCAUCCUCUUCUCUCUACAGACUCAGAGCCUCGUGGAGUGAAGACGUUCUGUCUGGACUUAUUGACACAGUGAACUAUUGAUCUCUACAGACUCAGUGUUCUCAGGAUGAUUGACAGGGAGAAGAUGAUCUGCAGCAUCCUGCUGCUCAUCACACUGACCUCCUGUGUCUCUGGAUCAUUUGUAGUGAAUGUGACACAGAGCUCCUAUCAGGCAGAGGAGAACCACAACAUCACACUGGAAUGGACGUUCUCACCCAGAACAGACGGUUCCACCAACUCCCUUAUUAUCCUCUGUAAGAUGUUAACUGAUCUCAGACCCUUCGCCCUGUUUCAUCUUCAUCAAGGUGUCGAGGUUCCAGAGUCUCAGGAUGAACGGUUUUCAGGACGAGUCCAGUUUGACAAAGACGUCCUCAGAGAAGGACGACUCAGACUCCACAUGUCCAGACUCAGGACUGAUGACUCGGGUCUUUACCUUUGUGAUGUGAAAACAGGUGUUGGUGUUGGUUCUAGGGAAUGUCACCUCAAUGUCACAGCAGCGAGCGAUCGGCCCAAACCUGAGACACCAAACACAACAAGAGGAGGAAGAGAUGCUUCACCGACAGGAAGUCCAUCAGAACCAGAGAGUUGGGGAUGGAUGGCUGUCUACUGUGUAAUAGGAGUGUUAGUAGUAAUAGAUCUGCUGGGAGUUUGUCAUAGUUUCCGUCAAUUUCUGCGUGAGGAAGAAGUUAAUUCUGCUGAAUAGUUUAAAGGAUAAUAUUGGAAGUCAUAUUUUAAUUGUUUAAUCUGUUAGGAAAGUCUGAAUGUGCAACAUAACCAUUAAUAUUUCUUCAUCAACUAAAUGUUUUAGUGGCGUGUUUUUCUCUGCAAGUUGCUUGAGUUGAAUAUCUUUUUAUUAAUAAUUGUUUUUAUACAACAAAUAUUGAGUUCAUUAUGUGAGUUAUG
Messenger RNA from Anoplopoma fimbria (sablefish), 960 nucleotides. RefSeq names its product coxsackievirus and adenovirus receptor homolog. Gene Ontology annotation, biological process: immune response; cellular response to lipopolysaccharide; negative regulation of T cell proliferation. The record is from RefSeq and is a predicted model, not a curated record. The transcript has 4 exons. Lineage: Eukaryota; Metazoa; Chordata; Actinopteri; Perciformes; Anoplopomatidae. The coding region runs from base 125 to 760 and encodes 211 amino acids. Gene Ontology annotation, cellular component: external side of plasma membrane.